AUGCCAUAUUCGGAGGCCCACGAAUCGUGGGCCCAACCAGUCCACGAUAUUGCUAAGGUAGAUGCCGAGGAGCUUAACUUCGGGGCAGUCUUUAAGCCGGCGUGCAACCAUCUCGUACGGCUGAAGAUUAUCCACUUUGCUCUCGCCAACGCCAAUAUGCUCCAGUUAAAAACGUGA
Messenger RNA from Phytophthora nicotianae INRA-310, 177 nucleotides. RefSeq lists its product as hypothetical. NCBI's taxonomy places the organism in Eukaryota, Oomycota, Peronosporomycetes, Peronosporales, Peronosporaceae. The record is from RefSeq and is a predicted model, not a curated record. The transcript has 2 exons. The coding region runs from base 1 to 177 and encodes 58 amino acids.